Papilio xuthus (Asian swallowtail) is the source of this 4082-nucleotide messenger RNA. RefSeq names its product beta-1,4-N-acetylgalactosaminyltransferase bre-4. Gene Ontology annotation, biological process: carbohydrate metabolic process; glycosphingolipid biosynthetic process. Bases 382 to 1647 code for a protein of 421 amino acids. Gene Ontology annotation, molecular function: N-acetyl-beta-glucosaminyl-derivative 4-beta-N-acetylgalactosaminyltransferase activity; galactosyltransferase activity. Lineage: Eukaryota; Metazoa; Arthropoda; Insecta; Lepidoptera; Papilionidae. Gene Ontology annotation, cellular component: Golgi apparatus. The transcript is spliced from 10 exons. The record is from RefSeq and is a predicted model, not a curated record.
GAAUUCACUCAGUGAGAUUCGCGCGUCCGAGCGAAGUGGUCGUAUUCUCUCCGAUUAAUUAAUUUUCUUUUCGUUAUUUCAUGUAAAGUGUUUUAAUAAACAUUACUAUUGAAGUACUACAUUGAUUGACGAUUGUUUUUUUUAAUAUUGUAUCAAAUAGAAUCAGUGAGAGUGAAUUGUUUAGUGUAUUGUGUUGUUUUCUUCGAUCUAACUCAAUUAGCAUACGAUGUAACCAUGAAAAGUGCGCUAAAUAGGAAAAAUCAAUGUCUUCACUGAAGAUAAUGGGAUAUUUCCACAGAGCACCUUGUUUGAAUAGGUUGUCAUCAAAGGAGUCGAGGAAUAUGUAUACACAUCAGAUGUGUUGAUACAUCAAAUGUGUUGAUGGGCGCGGGGGGCGCGGGAGGGGGCGGCGGGCGGGCUGCACGCGCGCUUCGCCUGCUGCUGCUCCUGGUGCUGGCGCUGGCCGCUGUCGAAUACCUCUUCGGCUCCAUUCUGGACGCCUCGCCCUUCAGGACAUAUCUCUACACACCGGCCUACAAUACUACACAGUCAACAAUCAAAAACAUUGAGCGAACGCCCGGCUGGCCUAAAAAAUUGUCAAUCAUCGCGGCCGCAAGAAAAAACCCCAAAGUGUCAAACACAACGCAAUUUAGAAACGUAACUUUUAAUACUACUGUAUCUACAAACAGUUCAACCAAAGCACCUUUUAUCGCAAACAUGACGCGACAAAAUAUAACCGUAGAAUCGAGUACACCAUUUUUAAUAACGAAGAUAAUGGAGGGGAUAAAGAAUCUGGUGACCACUGAAGGACUGAGCCCGAGAAUCAACGAACCAAAGUUACCUCUAUGUGAGGAAAUGCCACCUGAUCUAGGUCCAAUAACAGUGAACAAGACAGAGAUAGAGCUAGAUGAUAUCGCAACGAAAUAUCCAGAAGUACAUCGCGGUGGUCGAUACGCUCCGCCAAAUUGCACAGCGAGGCAUAAAGUUGCAAUUAUUGUACCAUAUAGAGACCGGCAACAGCAUUUAGCGAUAUUCUUAAAUCACAUGCAUCCGUUCCUAAUGAAGCAACAAAUAGAAUAUGGAAUAUUUAUCGUGGAGCAAGACGGUAACACUGAUUUUAAUAGAGCGAAGUUGAUGAACGUAGGUUUUAUGGAAAGUCAGAAACAGAAGGCAGGUGGUUGGCAAUGCUUUAUAUUCCAUGAUAUAGAUCUGCUUCCACUGGAUCAGAGGAACUUGUACUCCUGUCCUAGACAGCCUAGACAUAUGUCUGCGUCUAUUGAUAAAUUGAAUUUUAGGUUACCUUAUGAAGAAAUAUUUGGCGGUGUAUCAGCUAUGACACUUGAGCAAUUUACCAAAGUAAAUGGUUUCUCCAACAAAUAUUGGGGUUGGGGCGGAGAAGACGAUGACAUGUUUUACAGAUUAAAAAAGAUGAAUUAUCAUAUAGCGAGGUACAAAAUGUCAAUUGCAAGGUACGCCAUGUUAGAUCAUAAGAAGUCCGCUCCAAAUCCAAAAAGGUAUCAAUUACUCUCACAGACAAGUAAGACAUUCCAAAAAGACGGACUUUCAACACUGGAAUAUGAUUUAGUGGAUGUAGUUCAACAUCAUCUGUACACUCAUGUUAUUGCAAACAUAGAUGAACACAGCUGAUGGCAGUACUUCGCCAAGCUAUUGUUUGGCGAACAGCGGUAACGUAAUACCCGAUCUGUGCUUGUACCUAGUGUACCCAAGUUGACUUGACUACAGUGGAAUCAGACUUUUAUUAUGUGUUUCAACAUGAGUUAUGUAAACAGAAAAAUAUUUGUGAAAGUUACUAAGUUAUCCAGUGGUUUGUGUGAUUUCUGAAGUUAGUUUUUUUUUUAAUUUAACUUUAUUUAAGAUCAAAAAAUGUUUUUACAGUAAGUAUUUUGUUUGCAUUCCAACUCAUGAUAAAAUCGCAUACAUGCGGACGAUUUAAGUGGGUUAAAAAAUAUUUCAGUGCUAAAGACGAAUCUUUCUGUGUACCCAUAGUUAGUGAUAAGUAAUGUAUUAAAAAUGUUAGAGUGACAAACAAGGUUUUAGCCGAGUUAAGGUAGACGCGCAUUACACCAACUUGUUAAUGCAUCUUUGGUAUUAAUAAAAAAUAUAUUGUUCUCGAUCUCGCGGCGUUUACCCGUAAUCAACAUAUGUACGUCGUGUAGGCGCCGCAGUAAGGUGCGUCUAAUGAGCGUUGAUCUUUAUGAUGCUAUACAUCAUGUUGAAGUGUAACUGUAUGUUAUUUAUUAAAUAAUUUUUAUUCUUUACUGCUUUAAUAGUAUUUAAUUGCGUUUUUUGAUGAUUUUUUUUUUGACGAUUCCUAUUUUUUUUAAUCUUAUCAUUUAUCAAUUUGUAUCCAGAGUUUUAUUGCUUUAUUUUAGUAGUGCGGUUGUUUUAUUUUUAGAAGUUUUUUUAAUUACGCUAGUCGUUGUGAGUUAUCGUAUUAAUAAUUUGUAUUUUUUUAACAAACCCUUCUCGGUUUAAGGUCAAAAAUGUUACUAACAUGAUUUUUAAAAUUAAAACGUAUGUUCCUUAUUUGAGAUAGCCUAAGUUAUUUAACAAAUCGGACCUUUAGUGUCAACGCCGUCUCGUCACCUCUUCGUCUAUUCGGCAUCGCCCAGUUUCGCGAUCGUCAUGGCGUUGACUAGCUACCUUUAGGCAUUGCCGAUUGCGCGGGAUAAAGAUAUACAUUUGAUCGCAAAUCGUUUUUAGCAUUCUUGUUGAGACGACAUAACGUUUUGCUAACAAAUGUAUAUAUUUAUCCCUAUCAAUCGUCGACGUCGAGGUGGCUGCGCGUGAACGCCGCGGCGGUCACGAGUCGGAGCUGGAAGUGGAGCAGUGCGAUUUAACUUUUAAGGUAUAAAUAAUUAAUAAUGAAAUUGAAAUUAUUGUAAUAACGGCCUACAAUGACCUGAGAGUGUCAAUGAUCAUAGCUUUAUGUUUUAAUUAUAUUCAAUCGUAUUUUUUUUAUAAAUACUAACAAAUACGAACCAGUCAUUUUAAAACAAUUUACGUCAAACGUUGUAAAUAUUCUUAAAGUUAACGACGCCAUUUUGUUUGUAAUGGCGGUUUUAAUUGGACAUUUCGCGUAAUUAGAGUUGACAUUUGUUUUUUUUUUGGCUCUUUAAUGGCAACUGAUUAAUGCCAAUAUUUUUUUUUGAUUAUUAAUUAAAAUGAAUUGUUGAAACUGUAAUAACUAAGAUUCAAAGUUGUCUAUACAUGUACUUACUUAUAUUUAGGAUCGAAUACUUUGUAUAAAGCUUUUUGUAGAUUAAUUUACUAUACAGAUCUCGAUACAAUUUUACUAUAAUAUUUAUUGUUCGAACGCUUGGUACAUAUUCUUCGUAAAUACAUAAUGAUAUUUUUGUUUCUGAAAUUCACUAUAGUAUGAGGUUAUUUAAUUCUUUAUUAUUUUAAUGCUAUGUUUUAUGUUGUAUGACGAAUAACAAUAAUUAUAGAAUUUAAGAUUUUAUAUUAAUGGUACUCAUAGAGAUCUAUAUAUCUACAAAAAUUGAAUCUUAUAGAUGCUAGUUUUGUUUUUAAUUUAUGCUCUUUGACCUUGAAAUUGGCACUUUACAAAGUUACCAAUUGGUGACUUAUUUGGUCUCUCUUGAGACAUUUGGAGAUAUGUAAAAAUCUUUGAGUACCAUCAAAUAAUGUUCGUUCGAAUUGAAAUUACAUAUUAAGAAUACAAGGAACAAAUAUCUAGUGAUUUAAUACAAAGACAAUAUGGCGCCCAAUUUCUGUAGAAUCAUGCUUUGUACAUGAAAGAAAAUCUGUCAGUUUCCGUUGUAAAGAAUUGUUGUCUCUUUCAUUCUCUUUGAUAAGAGAGAGAUGAUAUGUUUUAUCACGAGUGUUGCUAUUCUAGUAAUUUCAUAAACAUAUUUUUACUUUUCUACGAGUUUGUCAACUUUAUUCUAGCCAGUGACUUUUUAUAUUUUUUUGUAGCCAAUAAGCGUGUAUAUUUUAUAAUUAAGAAUAUGAAUUGUGAUAAAUACGAUUGAAUAAACUUUAAAAUGCGUAAUAUUGUAUGUGGUUGGAGAAUACGAACUUUUUAUCUCUUUAUUGAA